Molecule: messenger RNA, 1293 nt
Organism: Pseudophryne corroboree (corroboree frog)
Lineage: Eukaryota; Metazoa; Chordata; Amphibia; Anura; Myobatrachidae
Gene: ACER1
Product: alkaline ceramidase 1
Exons: 6
Coding region: 1-804 (267 amino acids)
Biological process (GO): sphingosine biosynthetic process; ceramide catabolic process
Cellular component (GO): endoplasmic reticulum; membrane
Source: RefSeq, a predicted model, not a curated record
AUGCCUCCCAGUAUAUUUGCAAGGCAUAGCUCAGAGAUUGACUGGUGUGAAGCAAACUACUUGCAAUCGGAAUAUGUGGCAGAAUACUACAAUACGGUCACUAAUAUUGCCUUCCUCCUGGUUGGUCCCCUCAUGAUGUACCUUUUACACCCAUAUGCCUGCAAAAGAAGCCUGAUGGUUCAUCUGGUCUGGAUCAUGUUCAUCGUGAUAGGCCUCUUCUCCAUGUAUUACCACAUGACCCUGAGUUUCUUUGGCCAGUUACUGGAUGAGGUCUCCAUUUUGUGGGUUAUUUGCCUUGGCUAUUCUCUCUGGCUUCCCCAGCCCUACUUCCCAAGAUUCAUCAGGGGCAGGAGUCAAUUUGGAGCUCUCAUCUUUAUUGUGGCCUUCCUCAGCACACUGAUGUCAUUUGUGAAGCCUACAGUUAACGCCUAUGUCUUAAACAGUAUAACUUUCCAUAUACUGUACCUACUGGUGAAGGAAAUAAGAAAGUGCACAGAUCGGGAUAUUAUCAGUUUGACCCGUGUUUCCUUUUGCUUGUGGCUUGUGGCCAUUUCCUGCUGGCUCAGCGAUCGACUCUUUUGUAACUUUUGGAAAAGUCUAAACUUCUGCUAUCUACACAGCUUCUGGCACAUCUUCAUUUGUCUUACUGUCGCACACAUUAACAUCGUUUUUGCCUUUUUUGACGCACAGUAUGAGAUGCCAGAGUGCACACUACAUGUUCAGUAUUGGCCAUGCAAGUCAACCCGAGUUGGUCUUCCAUACUUAGCUGUCACCAAUGCCACUGUGCCUAAAAAACACUGCUAGUUCAUAGCAUUUAACAUAGUUCUCCAGAAUGUAUUCCAACUGCUACUUUGGAGGACAGGUUCAUGUUUACAACAACACUAAAGUAGUCUUGUUCAGAAUACCCCACCUUGUGUUCUUGCUGCUGUGGUAAACCUUUUAGUUCCCUGGAUUGGCUCAUAUUCUGCCCUCUGUGGACAGAGGUGCUUUAUUGUUUUGGUUCUCCGGAAUACUUUGAUUUUAUCCCUGGUCUGACACACUAAUGCAAUAUACUUGGACCAUGGAAUUGAGCUACGAUAUCUGAGACACAGGCAAUUUAUCAAUGAUCAAUAUUGGAACCAAAUCUAUGUGACUGGCAGCAAGGAUUAUUUAAUGUAGCCAUUAUUUCAGAAAAUGUCUACACACAGACAGCAAAAACAGUUACAUUAUUUCUACAAAAAUGCUGCUUAAACGCAAACAUGAAAGAACAUUUUGUUCUUUUUCACAAUUAUGCUUUUAAAAAGAGUGUUUUUU